This is a messenger RNA of Verticillium dahliae VdLs.17, 1419 nucleotides long. RefSeq names its product myrosinase. The record is from RefSeq and is a predicted model, not a curated record. The transcript is spliced from 2 exons. Gene Ontology annotation, biological process: carbohydrate metabolic process. Lineage: Eukaryota; Fungi; Ascomycota; Sordariomycetes; Glomerellales; Plectosphaerellaceae. Gene Ontology annotation, molecular function: beta-glucosidase activity. The coding region runs from base 1 to 1419 and encodes 472 amino acids.
AUGGCAUCGCAAUUCGAGUUUGACCCCGCCCUCGCCGGCUCGCUGCCGGCCGACUUUGUCUGGGGCUGGGCGACGGCGGCGGCGCAGGUCGAGGGCGCGUGGGACAAGGACGGCAAGGGCGUCUCGAUCUGGGACACGUUCGCGCACACGCCGGGCAAGGUCAAGGACGGCAGCACGGGCGACGACGCGGUGCGGUCGUACGACCUGUACGCGACGGACGUGGCGCUGCUGAAAAAGUACCGGGCGCGGGGGUACCGGUUCUCGCUGUCGUGGGCGCGGCUCAUCCCGCUCGGGGGCGCCGACGACGACGUCAACGAGGCGGGCGUGGCGUACUACGACCGGCUCAUCGACGGCCUGCUGGCGCAGGGCAUCACGCCGUACGUGACGCUGUUCCACUGGGACACGCCGCAGGCGCUCGAGGACCGGUACGGCGGCAUGCUCGACAAGGCGCGGUUCACGCGCGACUUUGUGCGGUACGCGAGGCUGUGCUUUGAGCGCUUCGGCGACCGCGUCAGGGACUGGAUCACCUUCAACGAGCCCGGCGUGUACACGCUUGCCGGGUACGCGGCGGGCGUGCACGCGCCGGCGCGGUCGAGCUUCCGCGAGCGCAACGCCGAGGGCGACUCGAGCACGGAGCCGUUCAUCGUGGCGCACACGGAGCUCGUGGCGCACGCGCACGCGGCCGACGUGUACAAGCGCGAGUUCCAGCCGACGCAGAAGGGCACCGUCAUGAUCACGCUGCACGGCAACUGGUCGGAGCCGUGGGACGCCGGCGACGCGCGCGACGUCGAGGCGGCGGAGCGGGCGCGCGAGUUUGAGAUUGCCUGGUUCGCCGACCCGCUGUACAAGACGGGCGACUACCCGGCGUCGAUGCGCGCGCAGCUCGGCGACCGGCUGCCGCGGUUCACCGAGGAGGAGAGCAGGCUCGUGCUCGGCAGCUCCGAGGUGUACGGCAUGAACUCGUACUCGGCCUUUUACGUCAAGCACCGCGACGGGCCGGCCGACAUCAACGACCACAAGGGCAACAUUGAGCAGGCCGACGAGAACAGCGAGGGCACGCCGCGCGGGCCGGCGAGUGACACGUACUGGCUGCGCACGACGCCGUGGGGCUGGGGCAAGCUGCUGCGGUGGAUCUGGGCGCGGUACGGCGUGCCCAUCUACAUCACGGAGAACGGCACGACGGCGCAGGGCGAGCACGACUGGAAGCCCACGGGCCCCGACGACGUGCUCGAGGAUCCCUUCCGCAUCGACUUUUUCCGCCAGUACCUGACCGAGGUGGCCAAGGCGUCGCAGGAGGGCUACUCGGACCGCUUCGGCGCCACGUGGAUCGAUUUCGACAGCCCGGAGAAGACGCGGUAUGCGAAGCGCUCGGCGUACUUUCUGGGCGACUACUUUGACCACCUCAUCAAGAGCGAGUAG